Messenger RNA from Daldinia loculata, 1266 nucleotides. RefSeq lists its product as uncharacterized. The transcript has 2 exons. NCBI's taxonomy places the organism in Eukaryota, Fungi, Ascomycota, Sordariomycetes, Xylariales, Hypoxylaceae. The coding region runs from base 584 to 955 and encodes 123 amino acids. The record is from RefSeq and is a predicted model, not a curated record.
CUUCUAUCUUCUAUCUUCUAUCCUCUAAUCUCGAUGUUAGAUGAAGUGUGUGCUCUUUAGCUGCAUGCAAAAUGCUUGUUAGCUGUUUAAUUACAGGCCUAUCAAACAGCUAUAAGCGUUUGCUACGGUGAUUACGGCGCAUAUUGGAAUCGCCAAGAAAAGCCCUGCCGAUUGUACGCGAAACAAAUCAAUCAUCGUACCACCGAUCCGUAAGGCUCCGGCUUAAGAAUACGGCAUUAGAUGUUGGUUCUUCUAUUUCACCUCUAUUAGCCCUAUUUUACUAUCGAGCGCAGCAGGCUAAGAGACGAUCCAGGAUGCCUCAAUUGCCAGCAGGAACUAUUGGGGAUGCUGUAGGCGUGCUGUUGUUCACGUUUAUUUGCCUCUUUACCAAUAUUCUCCUCAUAUGGCUUUACUGGAUCAGUCACGAGAGGCUAAGCUGUGAGCCCGAAUGAUCCCACCAACGUUCUAAAAGCCGGGUGCAUUCUAACCAGGAUCCCUAUAGAUGUAGCCUUAAUCGCGUACUUUUCCCUAUUAUGCACCAUGAGUAGCAUCGUGCAGCAGAUAUACAAUUACGCCCUAUUGGAUGAUCUCAUGUGGGCUCAGCUUUAUUAUAUCAAAGCGAACUAUGAGAAUUAUCGGAUACAUAUAUGGCGUGACACCUGGAUUGGCAAUAUGGAUAGUAUUUGGCCUUACUCGAACAUUCAGGGGUAUUAUGUACGAGAGGUUCGUACCCAGGAGAUGGCGAACAAAACAGCCGAAGUCCCUACCAUCACCGGGAAGCUCAUGGAAUGCUUCCCAUGAAAUCCACCAUACAGACUAUAUAUCAAGAUCAAAUAUGACGCGAGCUGCGAUAGAAACCGGGUAUCAAUUGGAUGAUAUGCAUCGGGCAAAGGGGUCUUCAUCACUUGAGCUGACGACUAAGCCUUUACUAGUCAAUAAUCCAACCGCCUCGUAGACACGCAGUGAGAAGUCUAUUUCAGACAGGGGCAAGAAUAUUUCGCGUCAAUAAUUACUCUAUUUCAUGUCGUAGCAAAUCAACAUAUAGGAACGCAACGGUUAUAUACCACGCAUUAUGAUUAUUUGAUGAAGAGAAAAGAAGGGAUAAGGGUGGUAAGGAAUUGUCUCCCUAAAACGCCCCUUUUCUCCCUAUAUAAAGUGGAUAACGAUACGAUUGAUUUGACUCGAGGGUUUAAAAACCAGGCUACCAUGUAUUCUCAGCAAGCUCAUGUAUAUAAUAUGUGAUGUAUAAAUGACACCAAAGUCGAG